Talpa occidentalis (Iberian mole) is the source of this 939-nucleotide messenger RNA. RefSeq names its product olfactory receptor 2L13-like. The coding region runs from base 1 to 939 and encodes 312 amino acids. The transcript has a single exon. Gene Ontology annotation, biological process: G protein-coupled receptor signaling pathway. Gene Ontology annotation, molecular function: G protein-coupled receptor activity; olfactory receptor activity. The record is from RefSeq and is a predicted model, not a curated record. NCBI's taxonomy places the organism in Eukaryota, Metazoa, Chordata, Mammalia, Eulipotyphla, Talpidae. Gene Ontology annotation, cellular component: membrane.
AUGGAGAAAUGGAAUCACACUUCCACUGAUUUCAUUUUGUUGGGGUUGUUUUCCCCAAAUCGAACUGGCUUGUUUCUCUUACUCCUUAUCAUCUUCAUAUUCUUUCUUGCCUCAUUGGGAAACUCAACUAUGAUUCACCUCAUACGCGUGGAUCCCCGGCUCCACACUCCAAUGUACAUUCUCCUCAGCCAGCUCUCCCUCAUGGACCUAAUGUAUAUCUCCACCACUGUUCCCAAGAUGGUGUUCAACUACUUCUCAGGUCAGAAAACUGUCUCCUUCCUCGGAUGUUGGUUUCAGAGCUUCUUCUUUCUGACUAUGGCAUGUUCUGAGGGUUUACUCCUGGCUUCUAUGGCUUAUGAUCGAUAUGUGGCCAUCUGCCACCCCCUCCAUUACCCCAUUCGCAUGAGUAAAAGGAUGUGUGUGAAGAUGAUCAUAGGAUCUUGGAUUUUGGGGUCCAUCAACUCUUUUUCACACACAGCCUAUGCCUUCCAUAUACCUUACUGCCGGUCCAGGGCUAUUAAUCACUUCUUCUGUGAUGUCCCAGCCAUGAUCACUCUGGCCUGUAUGGACACCUGGGUCUAUGAGUACAUGGUUUUUGUGAGUACAAGUCUCUUUCUCCUCAUUCCUUUCCUUGGAAUCACAGCUUCCUAUGGUCGGGUGCUUUUUGCUGUCUACCAUAUGCGCUCCAAAGAGGGACAAAAGAAGGCCUUCACCACCUGUUCCACACAUUUAACUGUGGUGACAUUUUACUAUGCACCUUUUGUCUAUACUUAUCUCAGGCCUAAGAAUCUCCGCUCACCAGCAGAAGAUAAGAUUCUGGCGGUUUUCUACACUAUUCUGACCCCCAUGCUCAAUCCCAUUAUCUACAGCCUGAGGAAUAAGGAAGUCCUGGGAGCCAUCACAAGAGUAUUUCCAAUAUUCUCCUCCAAGAAGAAAUAA